Penicillium antarcticum is the source of this 1329-nucleotide messenger RNA. RefSeq lists its product as uncharacterized. Bases 1 to 1329 code for a protein of 442 amino acids. The record is from RefSeq and is a predicted model, not a curated record. Lineage: Eukaryota; Fungi; Ascomycota; Eurotiomycetes; Eurotiales; Aspergillaceae. The transcript has 2 exons.
AUGUUCUUUCCUGCACCUCUAUACUUGCCUUUCGACAUGGACGCCGACAUUACCCCUAUUCCCCGCUCACGGGAGGAGAAUCAGGAGAGAGCCUUUAUCGCUGCAUCGCGGCGAAAAGAUCGCAGUCUGGAUGCACGGCUAGAAUCGGCCAACAGGGCCUCUAUGCUGCACAAGAAGCGUACAGGCAAGGGCUUUCACAUCACCAAGGAGAUUGUCGAGAGAGAAGCCAUGUAUGAAGAGGUCGACGAGCGCUAUGCAGAGAAGCGUAUCCGUAUGCUGCAAGCCCAGAACAUGCAGAUCGAACAACAGUUCCACCGCCAUCUGAUCGCAGCCUUUGGUCGUACUCCCAAUGGGUCAAUCGCCAAUCGACGAGCGAGCACUUAUACUCCCCGCCCAUCCGCAGAUGGCGGCCCCCGCAAAAUGAGCCUAGACCUGAGCAACAUCCGCUCGUCCUUCUCGCAAAAUUCAAGCUCCAUGGCCAGUCCCAUGGCAACAAGUGAUGGUUACAUCCUCUCACCAACAGCAUCCUUCGACAACAGCGCCAACUCCUACAUGGCCUGCAUGCCCGGCUCGGAGGCCCCAUACUCUGUGGCUCCCUCAGGCCCCAACUCCGCCCAAAUCCCGGAGUACGUGAACCAGCAAGCCACCACCCCAGCAUGGAACACUCAAAUGCCAAACUGGGCCAUGCAACAGCAAGUCCCCACCCCAGGCCAAACCCCCACAGACCAAGUGCAAAUGUGGCAGCAAAGCAUGAUGCAGCAAACAGUGCCAGACAUCCAAAUGCAGCGCCAAUUCAGAGACCGACUAGCCUCCGCGCCCGAAUUGCCUCUGCACCAAGCUCCGCGGGUCGCGCCCUCGGCGUCGAUCUCUGGCCCCACCCCAAGUGCCGGUGCCCACGGCCACGGCCCAACCCUGGGCCACUCGCGCGGCCAGUCACAGCCCAGCAAUAACUUCCACAACCUCCACCUCCUCACCCAAAGUACGCACCUGGCCAUACCAGCGUCGAGCGCCAGCUCCCCGAGGAUCGAGGCCCUCUCUGCAGAGACACAUUCUACUCCUGAUUUCUGUCCUACCCCUCACAGCCCCAUGUCGCCGACUGCUGUUACUACUCAGAUGACGAUGCCAUCCAUGCCUGCCCCUGUCAAGAUGGAUGGAGAUGGAAACAGCGAUGGUAUUAUGGUUUCUAAUGAGGGCAUGGACGCGGAUUAUUCGGACUUCAGUCAAUUUGCGCUACACUUGGGGAACUCGAAUGUGCCGCUUUCUGAUCGCGAGCCCUUUGGUUUUGACGAUUUUAUCGCUGUUGACGAGUUUACCAGCGUUUCUUGUUGA